UCAGUAACAGCCAGUACGUACGGUUAGUCGCGCGCGAUUUUAAACGGCUCUGUUCACAAAGCUCGGUUUUAUUUUAGCCUCUUGGUAUGUGUGAUGUGUUUUAUUUUCGAAUAAAAUUUGCAUGUUGGGUUGAAGAUUGUUUCCAAAAGAAAUCGAGAUCGUAAAGUUUUUGUAAAAGUGAUGAAAAUGAUCACCGAUCGAAGCUAGUGAGUGAGAAUAAAUUUUGGAAAAUAUCUCAAAUCAAAGUGGUAGAAUAAAAAGUCGUGCAAAGGAGACAAAUCAACGGUAACACCCACACCCAAACGGAGCGUUACCCACGUAUAAAUAUCGAGAGUAGAUCGAGAACAUCGCUGACGGGGGCAGAUCGCUCCACGCGCACCUCUCGAGCUACCAGCUUAGUAAAUAUAAGCAGAACACACCGAGCAGCACCCAAGGUGAUCGUGCUGAUCGAAAUUAUAAAAUUGGACCACAGAAGAUCCGACCUGUAGAAAGCACACACAUAAAUUCCCCGACAGCAAGGAAGCCACAGGAUCCGGCAGAAACAAAAGCAAACAACAACAUCAAUAACAACAACAGCAACAACAACCUACUAAGUGGUGCUCGUACAUACACACAUACACACAAACGCGACCUACUACGAAAACGAGCAAGCAAGCAAGAAGAAUAAAAAGCACAAACGCAAGCAACGAAACUUUUUUCCUCUGAUCCUUGCCCGGCACUACACUUGCAUCAUCAGCUUUUCACCACCAAAGUCAGAGGCGGUCGAUUGCAGCGUGCAGAUAAAUUUAUUAUAUUUCUACGAAGUGUCACUCGCGGACCGUCGCCGUCUGCCGUUGUCAGCAGCAGCACCAGCAUCAAAGUACCACCACCAUGUCGACGCUGUCGUUACGAAUCAGUCUGGAGGGUGGUCGGGUCACAAAGACGAUUCAGUUCGACCCGAACACGACCGUCUUCGACGCCUGCCGGAUUAUCAAGGACAAAUUCGCCGAAGCAGUUCAGGGACAAGCACAGGAAUUUGGACUGUUCCUGGCGGAUGAAGACACCCGACAGGGCGUCUGGCUGGAACCAGCACGGAACCUCGGCUACUACCUGCUGAGAAAUCACGAUGUGCUGGAAUACAGAAGGAAGCACCGGAACCUCCGGGUUCGGAUGUUGGACGGUGCAAUCAAAACGAUUUUGGUUGACGACUCCCAACCGGUUUCGCAGCUGAUGGUGGUCAUCUGUACCAAGAUCGGUAUCACGAACCACGAAGAGUACGGACUGGUGCGGGAAGAUCCGGAAUCGCAAAAUGAAAACCUACCGGAUAACAAGUCGAAUAUGGGCACGUUGACCCUGCGCAGGAAGGUUGCCGAAAGGGAACGCGAUGCCAAGAUGGAAAGCUUGAGGAAGAAGCUCCGAACUGACGAUGAGAUCCAUUGGGUCGAUGUUGGGAAAACUCUCAGGGAGCAAGGAAUAGACGAAUCGGAAACGGUACUGCUGAGGCGAAAGUUUUUCUACUCGGAUCAGAACAUUGAUUCAAGGGAUCCAGUUCAGCUAAAUCUGCUGUACGUCCAGGCCAGGGAUGCCAUCUUGGAUGGCACUCAUCCGGUAACUCAGGAGAAAGCAUGCGAGUUCGCUGGCAUUCAGGUACAGAUCCAGUUCGGCGAUCAUAACGAAUCGAAGCACAAACCAGGAUUUUUGGAUCUCCGCGAGUUUCUACCGGCAUCGUACGUCCGCGUCAAGAGCAUCGAGAAGAAAGUGUUUGCUGAACAUCGGCGACACGCUGGCCUGUCGGAUCUGGAUGCCAAGUAUCUGUACACCAAAACAGCUCGGGAGCUCCCAACGUACGGUGUUACCUUCUUCCUGGUGAAGGAAAAGAUGACCGGCAAGAACAAGCUGGUCCCACGUUUGUUGGGUGUUACCAAGAGCUCCGUACUGCGGCUGGACGAAUUGACGAAAGAAAUUCUGAAAACGUGGCCACUAACGACGGUUCGCCGUUGGGGUGCUUCACCGAAUACGUUUACGCUGGACUUCGGAGACUAUGCCGAUCAGUACUACUCGGUGCAGACGACAGAGGCGGAGCAGAUUGUGCAACUGAUUGCCGGAUAUAUUGAUAUCAUUCUGAAGAAGAAACAGGCCAAGGACCAUUUCGGGAUCGAAGGAGACGAAGGGUCCACCAUGGUGGAGGAGAGCGUUGCACCGUCAAAGGCCACUUUCUUGCAACAUGAGGAAACGACUCCUUCCGGCAAGGUGGAAACGCAAUCGAUCGCCAAACCAGCCAUUAUGCGCGGAUACGACGGCGAACGUCCAUAUGGCACGGGGGAGAUGCAAUCGAUGCAGUACGGUGCCAUCGUCGGACAAGUCAACCUGGCCCAUCAACCACCAAUGAUGCAGCAAACUCGCAUCAGUACGGUCCUCUCGGAGCCACAACGGGCCCUCAUCGGAUACAUCUCGGCCGGUCAGGAUGCCAUCAACAAGGCAGAAAAAGACCUGGAGAGCAAGGCCCAACUGCCUGCUCUGGGAACGGAUCCAGGCUCGCUACAGUGGCGUGAAGAAACCCUGGACACUUCCAAGCAAACCGUCACCACCCAUCUGGCAACGAUGAAUGCCGCUACGGCGCAGGUCGUCACGGCCUCCCAACCGGAUGAAAUCGAUCACGAUGCCGUUGGGGCUGCAGUGUCGCAGAUCACCCAAAGCAUUCCGGAGGUCACGAAGGAAGUUCGGUUGAUCGCCGCUUUGAUGGAUGAUGACUGUACCGGCGAUAAGCUACUGGAAGCAACCAGAAAACUCUGCUCGGCGUUCAGCGAUCUGUUGAAAUCGGCAGAACCAGAGAGUAAGGAACCGCGACAGAAUCUGCUGAACGCUGCCAGUCGGGUUGGCGAGGCCAGCGGACAGGUACUCAGUAGUAUGGGUGAGGAGAGCAUGGAGAGUCGGGAGUUGCACGAUAUGCUACUGGGAUUGGCCAAGGCUGUGGCCAACACUACGGCGGCCCUGGUCCUGAAGGCCAAAUCAAUUGCCGCCGUUACAGAAGACGAAGCUACAAGGAACAGAGUGAUCGCCGCUGCCAGUCAAUGCGCUCUGGCUACUAGCCAGUUGGUUGCCUGUGCCCGCGUAGUCGCUCCGACGAUCCAAAGUCCAGCUUGCCGUGAGCAGCUGGAAUCCGCCGCCCGGGAAGUCGCCAAAGCGGUUGCUAAUCUCGUUGAAGUAUGUAACGAAGCUACCGAUAACCAGCAGCUCCGUGGUGACCUCAUGAAUGCCGCCAAGGACGUAUCCAAGACUCUAGCAGAACUCCUUGAGCACAUCAAGCUGAGUUCCCGCGAAAAAGCCCGUCGCGUUGAUGAAAACCCCGUCGAAGACGUCCUGGUUGCCACGGACAUCCUCGUUUCCGCAUCCGACCCGCAGGAAAUGAUCCGUCAAGCUCAACAACUAGGUAAAGCUACGGCUCAACUUAUCCAGACCAUAAAGGGUGAAGCCGAACGCCAAGAAGACUCCAAUCUCCAGCGCAAGCUUCUGGAGGCUGCCAAACAGCUCGCGGAUGCCACCGCCAGGAUGGUGGAAGCUGCCCGCCUCUGCGCUAGUAACCCCCACGACUCGGGUCAUCAGGAAUCGCUACGUGUAGCAGCAGAAGAACUGCGAGUGAUCACCACCACCACCGCCAACACUCCGGAAAUCAAACGCAAACUGAUCAAUCGACUUGAACAAUGCUCCAAGCAGGCAGCUUCAGCUGCUACUCAAUGCAUCACUGCUGCUCAGAACGCCCUGAUGCACAGCAACGACGUCCAGACCAAGGAGAUCUUACUGCAGGACUGUCAAACCGUUGCGGACCAAAUUCCACGCCUAGUCACUGGUGUCAAGAAUACCCUCUCCCGACCGAAUGAUCCAAAUGCCCAGCUGGGUUUGAUUGACGCCGCGGAGAUGUUUUUGGAACCAGGUGCACAAGUUGCCCAAUCGGCUCGCGAUCUUCAACCGACCGUAAUGGACCAGGCUGCUUCGCAGCAGUUGUCUCGUAGUGCUUUGAAUCUAAGUCACUCAAUCCAUGACCUUCGAUCGGCAGCGCAUCGCGCAAGGGAGGCUUGCGGAGGCAACGAGUUGGAUGCUGCUUUGGAAGCUGUUCGCAACCUGAGAAACGUCCUGAACGACACUCGUCGCGCCGGUCAGGAAGGUAAUUUGAGACCUUUACCAGGUGAGACGGCUGAUAGCUGCUUCAAACAACUGGCUGCCGCCAGCAACAACGUCGAUUCUUCGCUGUAUCAACUCAUGUCUGCCGUUCAACAGAGUAAUCGAACCUAUGCUGGAGUAGCUGGAAGGGAUGCUGCCCUUGCCUUAGGAGAAUACACCAAGAGCGUCCGUGGAGUGGUAGCCACAACUAAAAACCCCGUAGUUGUCGAAUGUGCCGAUGAAGUGAUAAUGGAUUCGAUCCGAGUGAUCGAGGAAGCUCAGAAGACGUUGCAGAACCUCGGCAAUCAAGAUCAACUAGUCCAGGCGAUCAAACGAACCAAAGGUUCGCUGGGCAGAACUAUCGACUGCUUCCCCGGUGUGAAGGAUAUCAACGAAGCCUAUGAGAACAUGGCCGAUCUUCGUGCCAUUCUAGACACUGGAGAGUUCCCUCCGCCUACUCGUGCUUAUGGUCAGCUGCAGAACGAAUUGAAGAGUGCAGCGGAAAAUUUGAACACUGUCGGCGGUCAGGUCGCACAUUCUUACGAUAGCUCCAUCAAGUUAGCCAACACCAGUCAGGACUUCUACCAUGCCUAUAAGGAAUUGAUGACCGUUACUUUGGAAAUGGCCGGACAAACCGUCGAAGACCGAGCUCGAGAAGAGAUUGUCAAUUCACUGCGUGGAGUUUCCAAUCAGUCGGCCACACUUCUUGGAACGGCCAAAUUCGUAGCCGGAGAUCCAGAUAGGCCCAACGCAAAGAACGAACUGUCUUCGGCUGCUCGUAUGGUAACGGAGAGCAUCAACCGUUUGGUUGAUGUUUGCACCCAGGCAGCACCCGGACAGAAGGAAUGCGACAGUGCCAUCAGAAGUAUCGAAUCUUUAAAACCGCUUCUGGAAUCCGCACAAGAACCGCUGACCGAUCAGGGAUAUUUUGAUUGUUUGGAUACCGUCAUGGAGAAGUCCCGUACUCUCGGAGAUGGAAUGACUGGAAUUGCCAAUAAUGCCAAGCUUUCGAAACACGUUGAAUUCGGUCACUCGGUAGACUCAGUCUCCGACUCGAUUCGUGGUCUGAUCGAAUCAGCAGCCCAAGCAGCCUAUCUGGUGGGAAUUUCCAAUCCGACAAGCGUCGGUGGACGUCCCGGAUUGGUAGAUCAAGCUCAGUUCGCUCGGGCUUCGCAAGCGAUUCGCCAAAGCUGCGAAGUCCUGCGUGGACCAGCCAGUUCGCAACAGCAAGUUUUGUCUGCUGCUACUAUCAUCGCGAAGCAUACAUCUGCUCUUUGCAAUGCCUGUCGCAAUGCAAGCUCGACCACCACCAAUCCUGUGGCGAAGCGUCACUUCGUCCAGGCUGCGAAGGAAGUCGCCAACUCGACGGCCGAUUUGGUUCGUGAAAUUAAGGCCUUAGACAAGGACUACAGUCCGGUUUCACGAGCUCGCUGCGCCGGAGCUACCGAGCCACUACUGGAAGCGGUUUCUUCGUUGUGUCAGUUCGCUAAUUCUUCGGAGUUUAUUUCCAUUCCGGCUCGGAUUUCCAGUGAUGGAAGGAAAGCACAGGAACCAAUUCUACAAGCUGGACAAGGAAUUCUAGAUGGAGCAGUCGAUAUGGUGAAAACGGCCAAAGUCUUGGCAAUGACGCCUACUGAUCCUCCGGUAUGGCAACAGUUGGCCAUCCACAGCCGGAAUGUUUCCGAAAGCAUCAAGAAAUUGGCAUCCAGUAUUCGUGAGAAGGCCCCAGGACAACUACAGUGUGAUCAGGUUCUUGAGAUGUUGAAAUCCUGCUCGAGAGACCUCAACUCAGCUGCCCUGGCGGUCGGUGUGGAUGGUCUUCCACAGCGUAAGGAGAACAACCUGCAGGGAUUCACCAAUCAAUCGUUGAACGCUGCUUCGGAGUUGAUCGACCGUUUGGAACCGGUCAAGUCUUCUGCCAAGAAGAAUGCAGAAAGCUUGGGUCAUGCUGUUAACCAGAUCGCGAAGCAUAUCAUUCCACUGACCAAUGGAGUUAUCGGAGCUUGCUCCCACGUGGUUCAUUCGGGACAGCAGACAGUACUCAUCGAUCAGGUUAAAUCCGUUGUCGAAUGCUGCUCGCAGUUGGUGCAGGUCGCUAAGAAUGCUGGUGGAAACCCUCGUGCUUCACAUCUUCACCCGGAGCUGGACGAAGCCGUUGAGUCCACUCGUGAAGCAAUCCAAGAGCUAAAUGCUACAGUUGAACGUCUAUCUACUGAAAACGGAGUUGUCACUGGUUUGAUGGAGCAAAUCUCUCGUUCCAUGUCCCGCAUCACCGACAAGCGCCAGUCCUUCCUGGGUGUUUCUAUCAAUGAUAACUUUGUGGACUACCAGACUCGUAUGGUUCAGUCGGCCAAGGAGAUCGCCCGUUAUGCAAAUGAGAUCAACGCCAAGGCAGCCAUUGAUCCUUCAAAGCUGGCUCAACUGUCCGUUGAAAUGACUCAUCACUACAGUCAAUUGGCUCAGGAUUCGAUCGGUGCAUCCGCUUUGACCACAUCCCCGGACGUGGCAAUACGUAUUCGUCAAACAGUUACGGACUUGGGACGAUCUGUGAACGUGCUGAUCCAAUCAACGGCCGGUAUUCGUAAGGACGAUAGCUCUGGACUGGUUGAGAUUUCCCGCGGAGCUCGGGAUGUUUCUGAAAAGGUUUCGCAAGUGCUGGCCGCACUGCAGGCAGGUUCCCGUGGAACUCAGGCUUGCAUUAAUGCGUCCAGCACUGUUUCAGCCAUCAUCAGUGAUCUGGAUACGACCAUCAUGUUUGCAACGGCUGGAACUCUGCACUCUGAAGAGGAGGGCAAGUUUUCGGAUCACCGUGAGCACAUUCUGAAGACUGCCAAGGCCUUGGUCGAGGACACCAAGAUUCUGGUGGCGGGUGCUGCCGGAACGCAAGAUCAACUCGCGGCCGCAGCGCAGAAUGCUGUUACUACGAUUUUGCAACUGGCGGAGGCUGUCAAGCACGGUGCGGCCUCGCUCGGUUCCAACCAACCGGACUCGCAAGUGAUGGUGAUGAACGCGGUGAAAGAUGUCGCUGCAGCACUCGGUGAGCUAAUAAACGCUACUAAGCUUGCAUCUGGUAAACCCAUUAACGACCCGGCUAUGAAUGAUUUGAAAGAUAGCGCUAAGGUCAUGGUGAUGAACGUCACCUCGUUGCUGAAAACUGUUAAGGCCGUCGAAGACGAACACACCCGGGGCACUCGCGCAAUGGAAGCUACCGUCGAUGCCAUUUCGCAGGAGAUCCGUUCGAUGCAGUUCGCACCGGACAUGCACCGGGCCAGCAUGCAGCAGCUUUCGAAACCGGAGGAUUUGAUCAGUGUCACGAAACACGUUACGGCAGCUACGGCUAAGGCUGUAUCGGCCGGUGCGUCCAAUCUGCAAGCGGACAUUGCUGCCGCAGCCAAUCUGGGCCGAAAGACCAUCUCGGACAUGUUGGUCGUGUGCAGGUCGGUUGCGUGGUCAUGUGCGGAAACACAAGAGCUGAGGCAGCGGACGUUGGAUGCUGGUUCUGCGGUGGGUGUGGCUUAUAGGGAUCUACUGGAGGGAGUAUUACAUCGUUGCACUGCGGACGAACGGAUGCAGCUUUCAAGAAGGGUGGCCAAGUGCGUUACGGAUCUGGUGGGCAUGGCUCAGCUGUUGAAGGGAUCGGACUGGGUCGAUCCGGAUGAUCCGACAGUGAUUGCGGAAAACGAGUUACUGGGGGCGGCGGCUUCGAUUGAGGCUGCGGCCAAGAAGUUGGCCAGCUUGCGACCGAGACGGCAGGCAGAAGUUAAGGAAACGGACGAAAACCUGAACUUUGACGAGAUGAUCCUUGAAGCGGCCAAAAGUAUUAUGGCUGCCUCAUCGGCUUUGGUGCGGGCAGCAAACGCUGCCCAACGCGAACUGGUCGAUCAAGGAAAGGUUGAUCGUCGGCCGUUAACUUCCUCGGACGACGGUCAGUGGUCCGAAGGUUUGAUUUCUGCUGCUCGUCUGGUAGCAGCUGCUACCCACAGUCUAGUGGAAGCAGCUCAGCAUCUGGUUCAAGGAACUGGUACUGAAGAGAUGCUCAUCUCCACUGCUAAGCAAGUGGCCAGCUCUACGGCUCAGCUGUUGAUUGCCUGUAAGGUCAAAUCCGACCCCAACUCCGAAACCGGAAGACGCCUUCAAGCGGCCGGAAAUGCUGUCAUCAAAUCCACCGAUACACUUGUCCAAGCCGCUCAGCAAGCCAUCGAAGGCGAGGAAGAGCACACGCUUCGGCUGAACAGGAACAUGGUCGAUGGAAUGGCGCAAGAAAUCAAUGCUCGUUCGGAAAUCCUAAUGGCCGAACGACAGCUCCUCGAAGCCCAAAAUAAAUUGAUCGCCAUUCGUCAUGCCAAGUACCGACAGAAGCUUGCAGGAGGUUUCACCACUGACAGCAGUGAUGAAGGCGGCAUUCAACCACCGUCCUUCACCGGGUACCAAACCCCUUCACCAAAGCCACAUACCUUGCCAAAACCGGGAAAUUAUUCGCCAGCCACCAAUUCUCCAGCGACAUCCACCGGAACCUUCCCACGUACACCGCAGCAGCAGCAACAACAACAACAAUCGAACACAUCCACCUUCCAAAGAUCAACGCUCCUGACGGCAAACGCCGUCCCGAAACCCUACCAAUCGGAUUCGAUCAAAUCUCCAACGGCCCUGGUAUCACCCUCGAUCAUCAACAGAACCUACGAAACAACCCGGGUGGAGAAUUCCAACCUCAGCGCGAGCAAAUUAAAUCGGGCACAUUUCGACGCCGCCGUACAGGACCUGCAGAACAAGGUUCAACCGAUGAGUACGUUCCGAUCGUCACCAAAUCAACAACAACAACAACAGCACCAGCAGCAGCAUCAAGCGGGUUAUGGUACGGUUACUACUACUACGACGAGCGCCACCAGCAAUGGAACGGGGAUGCCGCAGAAUUAUGAAGGAUUUACUACGAGAUACGAAACCCGUGUCUUCCCAACUGCCAGUAAUACUAAUCCAGCCCCUAAUAACCUAAUCAAUGUUGAGCAGAAGUUCGCUAAACUAAACCUAGAGAACCACGAUCAACAGCAGCAGCUGCAGCAACAACAGCUACAGCAUCACCACCAUCAACAGCAUCCCCAGCAAUAUGUGCAUCAACAUCAGCAGCAACAACACCACCAUCAACAGCAGUUUAGCAGUAGUAACAUUAGUAACCAGCAGCAAUAUCGCACCAGCCCACUAAACAGCACUAGCAAUCAACAACAUCCAACCAGCCUGAUCGGUAGUAGUAGUAGUAGUAACAAUGGUACGAUUAAUCUACUCGACAGUGCCACCGCCACUAGCAGUAGCAGCAAGCAGGUCAUCACCAAAAAGAUCCACAUGACCAGCUCGUCGUCGUCGACGGUGAAAUCCUCCAGUAGCGACUGGAAAUGAACUUAGCAAAAGUUCCGAUAGCACGCCCAUACGCAGGUAGAUGUUGUUGUAAUUCUUUGUCUGUGGUAGAGAAACAAUUGUUAAAUACGUGUAUUAGGGAGCGAAAACAUCCGAAAUGUGCCUGUUUCGACGAAAUCGUUGUUGUGUUAAAAAGACCGCGAAAUGUUUUCCCCAAAUCGAUAUAGCUUCCGUUGCGCCGAGAAAGUUGUUGUUAACUCGAGCCUAGUAGGAUUUAAAUAUGCCCCUUUUUCCCAAACAUAAAAAGCAGUGCCUCACAAAUUAUUUUUUGAUUAACAUUUAAAAAAAAAAAAAGUUUAGUGACUAACGUGAACAGAUGAGUUCUUUUUUUCGAUUGUAACACAAAAAUCGUUUAAGUCUUUCCGACAUUUAGAAAGUAAUUGUAUUCACAAAGUGCCACCAAAACGUUUUUUAACUGACUCAAGUAAAUUAAAACCAUAUAUUUUUACGCGUAACAAACGAAUCGAGUUUUACUGCAGGUUUACCAUUUUCUUAGAAUUGCGAAAAUUUUCAAACCACUAUUGUGCCUCUUUACCGGUGAGAGAUAAUAAUUGAAAUACAAUAAACAAGAGAGUAUACUUAAUAUUUUUUAGAAACGAUUGCACAAUAAUUAAUCCACACACCGCCGUUUGCCUUUUUAAUAAAGAAAAAAAUAUAUAAACGAACGAAAUUUCAACCCUACUAAACUAAUUGCCAACGCUAACUGAGUGCCAUUCUCUUCGUUUGCGAACUGUUUUUUUUUUUUGCAAAGCUGAGUUUUUAUCGCAGCACUUUGCGCAAUUCGAAGAGAACAGAUUAUAAUUUCGAAAACAAUCGAACGAUUUGACUUUUUCACGCCGUUUUUCUAACUAGUGUGAUAUACCUAGAGACAACAGCAAAAGAACGUGUUUUCAUCCUAGCUUCUAAACAAAAUGGUAGAGUUAGUAAAUUGCAACAUUAGAAGCAACAACAGUAAGAACCAAGUCAGCCCCGUUCGAAUGGACAUUUAAUGAAAGCUCUAUUUUUUUAAACAUGUAAUUCAAAUAGCCAAUUUGAGAUAGUGGACACUGAACUAACUUAACAUAAUAGCAUGGAUGAGCAAACAGAAACAGCGAAGAUUGAUAGGAAUUCAAGCCUACGAUAAGUAUUGUCUAAUACAUGAAUAUUAUUUUUAUUUUUAUUUUUUCAAAUCCAAAACAUUAAAGAAACAACAAUAACGUAAUGAUUAAUAAAUAAAAUGUCAUUUUCCCCUAUCGCGUACUUAUAUACGAGCUGCAACAAACAAACACGCAGCAAGUCGAGUCACACGAUGAACACGAUAGAAGAAUGCAGAGUAAAAUGAUGGAAGAAACGAGUAAAUUUUAACCAAUUAAAGUGCUUUUAAAUUAAUAA
Ochlerotatus camptorhynchus is the source of this 10914-nucleotide messenger RNA. RefSeq names its product Talin_middle and talin-RS domain-containing protein rhea (gene rhea). Gene Ontology annotation, biological process: cell-cell adhesion. The coding region runs from base 871 to 9525 and encodes 2884 amino acids. Lineage: Eukaryota; Metazoa; Arthropoda; Insecta; Diptera; Culicidae. The transcript has 13 exons. Gene Ontology annotation, cellular component: plasma membrane; focal adhesion; ruffle. The record is from RefSeq and is a predicted model, not a curated record. Gene Ontology annotation, molecular function: structural constituent of cytoskeleton; actin filament binding; integrin binding.